AACCUCACAUUCCUGCGCUGAAAGUUUCUAAUCAGCUACUCCUAAUUAGAAGUGAAUCUGAUUUGUUUGUUCGCUGAUAUUUGACUGUCGCCUGUUUUCCCCUCCCGAAGUCGCCGAUCCGGUGACCAAAGGCACCCAUGUCUUUCACACAGUCAGAGCUUCAGGCUCUGUUCGCCAACCUUACAGGGAAGCCACAGGCGGCAGGAUUAUCGCCUGGUAACAGACAGCAAGAGAACCUCGCACAUGGCCCGUCCAACUCUCCCGGGCACUCUCAACGGCUCCCUCAAUAUGCUCCGCCCUCGGUUUCAUCGCCGCUGUUCAGUCCACCGGUGGCUGGGACCCCUCCCCACCAUGGAUCUGACAUAAUUAGUCCCAAUGUUUCUACUCCACGGAACGAGCCGAGUGUUCAGACUGUUUCGAACUCAAACCGGACCGCCCAAUUGCUCAAUUUGCUUAAAGUCAGCAACGCUGCGCCCGGCGGCAUCGCGCCUAAAACCCAAGAUCUGGCAGGAGAGUCUUCAGGUUUUACCAAACAAGGAGCAGCAAGCUCUGAACAGAACCAAAAUGGGCAUACUCGAGGCAUUUCGGCUUCCGACUUGGUUGCUUCCUUCAUGGCCAAGCCCACCCCGGAACGCGUAGCUGUCUCGGGUUCACCGUCCAUGAGCCAGAAUCAACCCGUCGAAGACGCCCAGGAGAUGCUACUACGGUUACUCAAUCGUCCUAAGCCCCAGCAAAACCAGUCUCCAGAAGGCCAGCCAGUGGCUUCUCCUCCAGAGCCCAUUGAACCCCACGUCCCCGAGAAGGAAGACGUCGGGGUUCGCAAGUCGUCGCCAGUUCGCACGUUCGGAACUCGUGAGAGCCGUGAGACUACUCCGUUCGAACCUCCAAAGCCACAGCCGCCUGUGCAGGGAUCGAUUUUCAGCUAUGUUAACCCGUUCGAGCAGCUCGCUGCGGCGUCGCCACGUCCCCGAUCUUCUCAGGCAAAUAGAACUAGCUCUGCCCAAGCCGUUCCGGUUACUGAUGUGCACAAGGGUAAGGAACGCGAGAUGAAACCUUCCAACGGUCUGACGCGGCCUCGCGAAGAGUUUGACUCCCAGUCCAAAGCCGACCAAGCUGGAGGCCAGGGAUCUCCUCCUGAAAAGAAACUCAAGACAAAGGAGAGUAUGCCUGAAGCUCUUGGAAGUGUUGCCGAAAAAGUUGAUACUGAAGUCAAAGCUGCCCUGGCUGCUCUGGCUCAAACCGUUAACGAAGAACAAGUAACCAAAAAAGUCGAAGAUAAGACUGAGGAGCUCCAACAGUCAGCGACCAAGAUUGCGAAAGAGGCCGAACAGGCAGGUGGCGGUGUUCCAGAAGAGCUUGAGAAAGAGCCCACUGGAAACAUUCCCGUCAAACCUGUUGAUGGAACUAAGGAAGAAGAAGAUCUCGUGGACUCGUGGGAAAAUGAAACCGAGCGUGUGGUUCCUGUCUACAGCUUUCCUUUGAAGCCUUUCGUAUCCAUUACUUGGAAGGGCGUCACUACUGAUCCUCUCUCUGUACGGGACGAUGGGUUCAUGGACAUUGCGAGACUUAAAAAGCCAUUUGAUCAACUUGAUCGUUCUCUCACCUCAGCUAAUGCGGAGUACAUUGUUUACGCUCUUUCGAAGAAUGGUGGAAUGCGUAUUAUCCGUCAGGAUGAUGGCCGUGACAGACAGGUGUUCCGCUCAAGCAAUGAUCGCAUCUUCAAUGUUGCCUUGUGCCGCGCGGGGUCAAGCCCGCCGGAAGGUAAGGAAGAAGCAGUCUUGGGUAUUGGAGUUAGCGGUUCUGUCUAUUGGGCGUCUCUUUCCAAUGGAGAGGAUAACCUGUUUGAGAGGGAUGCACUUGACACGCAAAGUUUGAUACUUCCGCCUUUCCCUGCGUCUGACGAAAACACGUCUGGCGGCCAGCUGAAAACGCGCGCCAGGCCAAGUUCACGUCACCCCGAAUUUUUUGCCAUCGGCCGCGGGAAGUCAAUCCAUGUUGUGUGGCCAAAGGCUGCCAUGUCUCCGAAAUAUGGUGUUUCGGGCGUUGAUCGCAAAGUUGAUACGGAAAAGUUUUACAAGGAACGAGCUCUAAAGAUUUCUACCGGAAAAGCUGGAAAAGACUUUGUAUUCAGCGACGAUGAUACCGUCAUUGUUUCUCUUGACAAAACAGGGCGAAUGAGGUUCUGGGAUAUCCACGACAUGAUUGACGCCAGCCCCGGGGCAAGCAAGCCUGAUAUUCGUGUGCCGCUUCUUACACUUGUGACUGGAACGCCCAACGAAAAGUCAUGGCCUACCUCUGUUCUAUUCAUUGACAAGUCCCGACCGUACCUUAAGAUGUGUGCCAUGCGCUAUAUGCUUGUUGGCUUCAGGCAGAAUCACACCCUUCAGUUGUGGGAUUUGGGACUGGGAAAGGCUGUGCAGGAAAUCAACUUUCCCCAUGAGAAAGAAUCAGAUGCUAUCUGCAGUGUUGCUUAUCAUCCCAGCUCCGGAAUCAUUGUCGUCGGCCACCCGACCCGUAAUUCGAUCUACUUUAUCCACCUAUCUGCACCAAGAUACGCCCUUCCACCCAUGUCCCAGAGCGCUUAUAUCCAGGGUGUUGUCGACAAAGACGAGAAGGUGUUUGGACCUCAAUCCACCGCCUGCAUGAGCGGAAUUCGCGAGCUCUCAUUUGGAUCCAGAGGCCAGUUGAGAAGCCUUGAAUUGCUUCCCCUGGCAAAAUCAUUUUCCUCGCAGCGAAGCGUAGAGGAUGAUACUGGCCUGUUCGAAUUGUACGUCAUGCAUUCUCGUGGCGUCACAUGUUUGAAUAUCAAAAAGGCAGACCUAGGCUGGAGCACCGACAACAAGAUCCUCAAGCAUGUUAGCAGUUUGGAAAACGGUUUGAUUGAACUGAAGGAUUUGCAGACUUUGUCUUCGCAACCUGAUGAACAAUCUGUCAGUGGCGAAGCUACAUCGUCGGUCAUGGGAAAUAACAAAGAAGCUGCUAAGAAACCCGAGGUUGUAGCUGAGAAACCUCCAUCUUCCCAAUCGCCCCGUUCUGAGUCUCCAGCCAAGGAAGGAAAGAAAAAGACGCAACAAGCCACUCUAACAACUGCCUCGUUGGAGCCAGCUUCCUCGGAGAAGCCUGAGAAAAAGAAGAAGAAAAAGGGUGCAGCGGAGAAUGGCACCAAGGCAAAAGAGGUUAUUGAAGCACCACAAGCACUUGCUAAUGGAGACGUUCAGCAAGACAAUGAGCCAGCUAAAGCUGUCAAAACAUCUCUGGUUGAGAAAUCUCAAGUCGAAAAGCUUCACUUAUCUGCGAUCGUGCCCAUGACAGACACGUCGACUGAUGUCUGGGCCAAGGGAAUUAACGACGUUAAGGAAGCUUUAUCUGCAGAAUUCUCUAAAUGUCUUAACCAUGAGCUUGGAGGGUUUUACGACCGCUUUAGCGAAGACAGACGUUCCCAGGAUGACCUGUCAAAAGCGCGGCAGGACGCGAUGUUGCGCCUUGUCUCCAGUACUCUGUCCGAGAACGUUGAAAAGAGCCUUGCCCGUAUUAUCAGUGAUAAUAUUCAGUCAACCGUCGUACCAACUAUCAGGAAUGUGACAGCUGCAUCUUUGGAAAAGAAGGUAGCUGAAGAACUUAGUAAGAAUCUUCGUGCGACGAUUCCUCAAUCUAUUAGCAAUGUUUUCCCCGACGCCGUUACUCGUUCGUUACAAGCACCGAAUACGCUCAAAUCUCUAUCCGAAUUAGUGGCGCCUGCUGUCGUUAAAAGUGUGGAAAGCGAACUUAACAAUGCCGUUCGCAACAAGAUUAUGCCGACAAUCAAAAAUGAGUUUACGCGUACAGCUGAGAAGUUGGUCACUGAUGUCGAGCAAAUGCUCGCUUCGAAGAUCAACCAGUUUGAGACGCAACGUAUAACCGAUAGCGUCAAGAUUGAGCAGCUUACUACUCAAGUAAACUCUUUAGUUCAAGUGAUUUCAACAAUGGCGGCGUCUCAGACGAAAUUUCAAGGCGAGAUCCUAGAAAUGAGUCGUCGCUUUGAAGAGAUGCAAGUAGCUGCUCAAGAACAGCGUGCUGCUGCUCCUGGACCUGUGGUUGAGGAGCGCCCUUCACCUGAGCUAUCCCCUGAGGAAGCAGAAUUACGAGAGAUCACUCGACUGAUGGAAGCUGGUGACUACGAAGAAGCAUCAGUAAAAUGGCUUCAAUCUUCCCAUCAGGCCGAGCUUUUUGACAAGCUCUUCGUCAAGUAUAGCUCGGACUAUCUCACAACUCUUUCGCCACUUCUAUCCCUUUCAGUCAGCGCUGCUGUCACAUCUUCCCUUGAGACAAAUGUGUCGGCACGUCUUGACUGGCUCAAGCAAGUCUUCCGCACUGUCAAUAUCCAGGACCCCGACAUCGCCCAAGUCGUGCCUCAAAUUAUGGAUGUUCUAAUUGGAAGACUCCAGAACCUUUACAUGUCUAUCGCGCAGCAUUCACCACACGAUCCUAUCCUCCCCAAGAUUCCACCCCUCACUCGCUGGGCUCGAGAUUUGAAGGAGGCGAACGGCUACUGAUAAGGGUGAAAACGAUCGAUCAGCGAAUUCUACCCAAAAAGCCAUGCUCGUGAUACUCAUAAAUGAGAAAUGACAGAUAUAUUCUUACACGCGAUCUUCCCCGUGGUUUGUUUUCUCAGAAGGCUGAAUCCUAUCAUCUUUGGGUUCAUGGAUAUCUACCCUGAUGCCUCUGUAUCAACUCAUGCCCAUGUACCAUAAUGAAAUUGUGCUUUUUACGUUUGGCAUUUCUCUCCUGAAGUGUACGGGAUGCUCUUGUUUUGUUUUUGCCCCACUCAUCUGCUGCUUGAACCGUAUUUUAAGAAAAGGUACGAAUUCACUUUUGAGGACAUCAUUUUAGCUGGCUCAAACAAGCAUGAUAAUAUCUUAAAAAAAGGACGUGGAAAAGUCGAGACGGAGCUUGCAUACCCACGGAAACAGGACUUGCUAGUUAUGAUUUUAUUUUAUUUUAUUUUAUUUCUUUUUUUGGUUCUCGACGAAGAUUUGGGACUUGGGGAGAUGGAAACGAGACGUCGAUGUUGAGGAAUGGUGAUAAUGGACAAUUCACUCAUUAGGGGGCUCGUGAUUGACAGGAUAGAUUGGUAGCGAAUAUUGAGGGACAACGGAGGCCUUUUUUAAGGCUCUGGAACCU
This is a messenger RNA of Coccidioides immitis RS, 5160 nucleotides long. RefSeq lists its product as uncharacterized. Gene Ontology annotation, cellular component: P-body. The transcript has 3 exons. Gene Ontology annotation, molecular function: protein binding. Gene Ontology annotation, biological process: deadenylation-independent decapping of nuclear-transcribed mRNA. Bases 138 to 4532 code for a protein of 1464 amino acids. NCBI's taxonomy places the organism in Eukaryota, Fungi, Ascomycota, Eurotiomycetes, Onygenales, Onygenaceae. The record is from RefSeq and is a predicted model, not a curated record.